AUGGGUUGGCGAUUAGCAUGGAAAGACCCUGAUGGUCCAGCUAACCAUCUCGAAUGGGCUCCACCAGUUCGUGUGAUAGCUGUUGUAACUCUCCUCACGUCAACACUAGAUCUUAUGGCAGAUUUCCUUGUUUGCUCGAGAAUUGCCGAGUUUCUCAGUAACUUUCAAAGCCAAACAGCGAUCUAUGCAGCGUAUGGCUAUUUCUUCUUCACUGCGUUAUCAGUUUUUGUUUAUGUUUUCGAGAUGAUCGACGUGUGUAAGACGUUGAAGCAUGACGAAGAGAACAUAUUCUAUGCUCGUUUGGCGAAAAGUCUCGUCUUGGCAUUAGAAGAGGUGCCUUGCCCUUCGUUUCUGAACAUUCUUUUCACGAACGAACCCCGUUUGUCACUGGCUAAUCCCGUCUUCUUCUCAUCGUGUAUCAAGCUAGUAGCUCUUUCCUGGGGUAUCAUAAAAUUCACGAAGCUACGCUUCUUCUGGCCAUGUCUUCCACUUAACCCGAAGCAUGAUACCAGGGAAAACGUUCGACGUUGUUUCACCUUCACCUUAUAUCGAUGCUGCAUGAUAUUUGUGAAUAUCUGUCAUAUACUAGCUAUAUUCUUGGUCAUCAAGAAUAUUAUAGCUAGUAAGGAUGGUGGUAGACCUAUCGUUGUGCGCGAAUAA
Messenger RNA from Auanema sp. JU1783, 660 nucleotides. The record is from the annotation of a GenBank genome assembly. Lineage: Eukaryota; Metazoa; Nematoda; Chromadorea; Rhabditida; Rhabditidae.